This is a messenger RNA of Linum trigynum, 1090 nucleotides long. Lineage: Eukaryota; Viridiplantae; Streptophyta; Magnoliopsida; Malpighiales; Linaceae. The record is from the annotation of a GenBank genome assembly.
ACUAAUUCAAACUAGUAAUAGUUUUUCCCUUGGUUAGGACGGUGCUAACUAUUGUACAAUUAGCACCGUAACCGCUCCCAUAUUCGUACAUAUUUGAGUUUAGGGGAAAAAAAGCAAGUGACGUCUUCAAUGGACUGUAUUGGUGUUGAAAUCCCGGCCCGUAUGGUUGUCGAACGGCCCAAUUCAGUCCAAUCCAAACCCGAUGUCCCGCGUCUCCUCUUCUCUUAUCUCUCUCCCGGUGAAAGCUUACUGGCUUCUCCGACACCACGACGAAUGGACUAGACUUAGCUGCCACAAUCCCAUUACUUUCGUCCUCCUCGGCUUCCGUUUCAGAAACACCAUCAUGGCGGGAAGCACCGCCUUCACUUUCGCCUCCUCAAAUGCCGUUUUCCGCUCUUCAUUAUCUUCGUCGCUUUCCUUCUCCACGAACCCUUUCAUCAUUCCCAUGAGGGUUUCCCGCAGAACUCCUUCCCGCUCCAGUUUCCCAAAGAUUUACGCUAUAACUAGCAAUGAUAUCAAAGUGGGUACCCAGCUUGAAGUUGACGGAGCUCCAUGGAAAGUCUUAGAGUUCCUUCAUGUGAAACCCGGGAAAGGGGCGGCAUUCGUCAGGACCAAAAUGCGGAAUUAUAUAACGGGAAACACCGUCGAGAAAACUUUUCGGGCUGGAAGUCCGAUGGAAGAGGCAAAUGUAUUCAAGGAAACAAAGCAGUAUACUUAUAAAGAUGGAGCUCAGUAUGUAUUCAUGGACCUGACCACAUAUGAAGAAUCCCGGCUGAGCGAAUCAGAUCUUGGAGAAAAGACCAAGUGGCUGAAAGAGGGAAUGGACUGCAAUUUGAUAUUCUGGAAAGGGAAGGUAAUUGAUUUUGAUCUUCCAAUCACGGUAAAGCUAGCGGUUGUUGAUGUUGAUCCUGGUCUUAAAGGUGACACUGCUCAAGGUGGAACUAAACCGGCAACACUCGAUACAGGUGCCGUGGUGAACGUUCCGCUCUUUGUCAACAUUGGUGACGAGAUACUGGUGGACACAAGAACUGGGCAGUACAUGAGCAGGGCGUAAAAUUGAGAGUUUUCUUGCGGAGCGGUUUAGAUAAGA